This is a messenger RNA of Amphimedon queenslandica, 1029 nucleotides long. Its product is annotated as ras-related protein Rab-13-like. The transcript is spliced from 8 exons. Gene Ontology annotation, molecular function: GTP binding; GTPase activity. Lineage: Eukaryota; Metazoa; Porifera; Demospongiae; Haplosclerida; Niphatidae. The record is from RefSeq and is a predicted model, not a curated record. The coding region runs from base 113 to 820 and encodes 235 amino acids.
GCAACUUAUUUUUUUAAGCUUGAAACUCCUCCCCGUCGAGGUGUGACCGGAAAAUUUUUUUGUACACACAGCUCGACACAGACAUCUCUGUGGUAGCCUGAGUUACAGGAGGAUGGCAGAAGAGAGGGCAUACCCUUACGGGUACAAGUCAAUACCACAAGGGAGGAGGACACUCCAGUCAUCUUCCAUACCCAGUCAAGAGCCUAGAGUAUCUAAUAGGAGAGCAAAACUAGCAAAAGCGUACAAGAUAUUGCUCAUAGGCGAAUCGAGUGUUGGUAAGACGACCAUUGCCACUCGUCUUUGUGAGGAUAGGUUUAUGUCAGAAGCUAGACAGCAUACGUUAGGUUUUGACAUGUUUGAAAAAGACUUUCAAGUAGACGGGGAGUUUUUAAAAGUGCAGCUGUGGGACACUGUUGGUCAGGAAUGUUAUGAUUCAAUAACUACUUCCUACUACAGAGGAGGAGCUGGUAUUGUGAUUGUGUAUGACAUUACGUCAAUGAGAUCCUUUGAAAUGCUAAGCAAAUGGAUGGGAUACGUGGAGACACAUGCCACAGCUGACGUAUCAAUGAUGAUACUGGGAUCAAAAUGUGACUUAGACUAUUUGAGGGAAGUGCAGCCAGAAGAGGGACAGAGGUAUGCAGAGAACUUUGGGAUACAGAACUUUUAUGAAGUCAGCGCUAAAACUGGGCAUAACGUGCAAGAAGCGUUUGAAAGCUUUUUUAGAGAAGUACACCAAAAAUCGCAGGAAGAGCAAAAACAAAAACAAGUGGAAACUCUUGAUGAACCAACGAAAAAGAGUGGGUGUUGUGGAAAAGGGUGACAGAGAGGGAUAGAGAUAUCUAGUUUUAUCACUGCAACAGUCUUUGAUUUCUUCGAGCCUGUUAAUUUCUCACUCUCUUAUUUUAAUAAUAUUAUGAUGUUGAUGGAUUGUUUCUUAUUGUCACUAUAAUUAUGUACAUAUAGAAUAUUAUAAUAUUUAUUAAAAAUUGAUAAAAAUAUUUUUGAAAUACUAUUUUAAUGCUACACAAA